Molecule: messenger RNA, 3129 nt
Organism: Paramisgurnus dabryanus
Lineage: Eukaryota; Metazoa; Chordata; Actinopteri; Cypriniformes; Cobitidae
Biological process (GO): regulation of translational fidelity
Cellular component (GO): cytoplasm
Molecular function (GO): double-stranded RNA binding; tRNA binding; nucleotidyltransferase activity
Source: RefSeq, a predicted model, not a curated record
CCUACCAGGAAGCUGUGGAUAAAAGUAAAAGAGCUCAUGGCAUCAGCAGGUGGAUUUCCGGCAAGUUUUUAUGGUGAGCCAGGUGUGCUUGGGCUCUUAGCCAAUGGCAUCAGUGCUUUCCUCGUCCUACUGCAAAACUUUCACGGAGCCCGGACUGGCAUUCCUGCCGAGGGAGUAGAAAACAUAUUAGCAGGUGUUCAUCUCAUUCUGAUUGGUGGAGUGUGUCAGCUUGUGGCAGGCUUGCUGUCUUUCCGGAAAUAUGACCAUCUUAGUGGCACAUCAUUUGUAGGAUAUGCAGCGCUUUGGGCGAGCUAUGGGGCCACAAGAAUUUUUCUGGGUGCCAACCAACCAAGUCCAAACUCUUUCAAUGAGUCAGCAAUAACAAAUAGCUCAUUCCAAGAUCUGCCCAUUAACUCUACUUUCAACAAUUCCAUUGAUGCAAUGUACAUCAAAGAGUCUGCCAUAGCUGGGCUGGUACCUUACAUCUUUCUAUCAUUUCUGCUGGCCUUCUGUUCAGCAACGGUAAACUACAUCAUGCCCUUUGUGUUUGGGGCUAUUACUCUCACACUGAUAUUUGAGGCCGUGGGUCUGGUGGCAGGAUGGGCUCUUGUGGUCUCGGGAGUUCUGGAGCUCCUCAUCCUACUCUUUGCCAUAUAUGGCUCAUCAGCACUGCUAAUAAAGGGAAUAACCCAGCGCUAUGUGCUGAAAGGUUUUGGGAAUCCUCUUUUCAAUGUAUUGCUCUUGGGAACCACCAAUGCUGGCAGCUCUCAAAGCUUGGGCCAAGAAAAUAAGAAAAACACCAAAUAUGCUGAACCCAUGGCCUUGGGGUUCUUCUGCGACACUGUCUCAACAUUUAUCUUUGCUUUCUAUGCCUUUGGCUACUUUCCGUCAAUCGCUGUUGCUGCUAUUUGGAUUUCCAUUAAUUCCGCUGCGCAGCUUCUGUCUAGCUAUUACGCAUAUCUGCGUCAAGACUGCUACCAUGCUACCAAGUUUGGCCUGCACUGUACGUUUUGGUUGGUGAAGACCUGGGAAGAGUAUGUUGUAUCUGCAGCUAUCAGUAAGACUGAAGCUGGAGAAGUUAGGCAAGCCAUGGUCGGCAACUGGUUCUUCCUGUCCGCUGCCUUAGUUUUCUGCAUCAUGAGUCUAAACAAAGACUCGAUCGAGCUGGUUCACAAUUCAUUUUUCAUCCUGGUGACCAUAUCAACCAUCUCUCAGAUUCCCAUUGACAGGCACUACAUUUUUUUCGGAGUCACUUGCUCCCUCUUUACUGUCCUUUCCCUUUAUGGCACCUUUGCACGGCUCAUCAACACAAUCGCCGAAAAGACUUUGAUUCCAGUCGGACCCCAGCCUGUCUCAACAGAAUCUCUGAAGAGAUGUUUCAGCCUUCUCAAGAGAUCCAAACUGGAUCAGUCUGAAGAUAAAAGUUCACAGCUCCCCGAUGCUUUAUUCUAUCUCACCAAUGGGGUGGCCGCUCUCUCAGCAAUUCAUGGCAGUAAGCUCGGCCUGGCAUUCUUCGACCUGACUGUUCCCUGGGUGCUCAUCCCAGGAGCCAUUAUCCAGGCCUACGUCAGUCGGCUGCAAGUACAGGGUGGCCGGAGAUUCGGCUCUGUCAUUCCAUCCUUUUUCGCAGCUAUUUGGGCUGCUUGGAGCUGGUUUAGGUUUGCAGGUCAUAGUUUGCACAUAUCCAGAGAGUCAGCUAAUGGCUUUGCAGCUGGGGCAAUAGCAUUCCUGGUCAUUAAUGCUUUCUUGAUUCUAGUUGCUGCCUAUGGCAAUAUCGUCUUGUUGGCAUUGACCACAGUUAUGGAGGUCAUCGUUGUUUGUUUUUUACUCUUUGUGUAUGAAAAGCUCCCCUAUCAGCUGGAAGUUGCCAUGCUAGCAAUUUUUGCUAUCAUUUGUAUGUAUGGGAUGCUAGCGUCGCUUGUGAACGGUAGCUUCUCCGAGACCCUGAUACCAGUAGGACCCUCUCUUAUCAAGGACAAAAGGAAGAAGGAACCUGUGAGCACACAUCCAUGUUUUAUAGCAGAUUCCCGGGGAACCAGUGGACUCCUUCAGAUUGCCAAAUUGCUGGAGAACAAUAGUGUGUGCGGUAUCCCUACAGACACUGUUUAUGCCCUGGCUGCUUCAUGCAAAAACCCAAGUGCAAUCGAGAAGAUCUACAGUAUAAAAGAUCGUCCUGCAGAGAAGCCCAUUUGUAUUUGUAUCUCAAGUGUGGAGCAGCUUGUGGCAGCAAAACCUCCUUUUAGCCCUCUGCUGUGGGAGUUUAUGAAAAACGUCUACCCUGGAGGCAUUAGUUGCAUUGUUCCGAAGGGGGAAUGGCUCCUUAAGCUUGGUGUGGGCCCAGCAUACGACCUUGUUGGCACUAAAGAAAGCAUUAUGAUUCGAGUUCCUGACCACACUGUUACUGCUCACCUGUGUGAAUACACCGGCCCGCUGGCCAUUACAUCAGCCAAUCCCAGUGGAGAAACUGACAGUGUUCAUCAUGACAUGGUCAUAAGCCGUCUUGGCCACAAGAUUGAUGGAGUGCUGUGUGAUGGACAAUCUAAUGAGGUGGUGGCUUCAACCGUAGUAAACUGCCUGAAAAUUGAUGAAGGAACUAUCAGCAUUCUGCGUGAAGGUUGUGUGCCUGCAAUGAAGGUCAGGCAGAUAUUUGAACGGGUCAAAAACAAUAUGCUGUAAAAUGAUGACUACCCAGAAAUCUACUUCUGAGGAUGUUUUAAUCUGCGCAUGUACAUAAAAAGAAAUGCUGGAACACUGUAAAUAAACUGUAAACUAAAACUGUACUGUAAAAAGUCAACUAGCAUCGCACUUUACUAAAUAUUUUUAAUGCAGCAAUGUUAAGCAAGAAGUGAGAAUUAAAGUAGUUACAUACAGUAAGUUGUUGUAAACUGUACAAAACUGUGCUCGUACUCUGCUUUUCAUUUCUUUUGUAUGUUUGCCAGAAGUGAAAAUGUUCUCUUUAAUUUAUUCAUAUUUAUGCAUUCUUUCAUAAUGUUUAUGUUUUUGUUGCUGAAGAAUAAAUAAUUUAUUAAUAACAGUUUUAUAAAACCAGAUUGAAUGAAAAUGCUAUACACCAUAUGCUUGCAUAAGUAUAUUGUUCACAAAGAAACUGUUCAUCCAAAAUGUUUUCAA